Messenger RNA from Hevea brasiliensis (rubber tree), 1441 nucleotides. RefSeq lists its product as uncharacterized. The transcript is spliced from 7 exons. Gene Ontology annotation, molecular function: zinc ion binding. Lineage: Eukaryota; Viridiplantae; Streptophyta; Magnoliopsida; Malpighiales; Euphorbiaceae. The record is from RefSeq and is a predicted model, not a curated record. Bases 1 to 1242 code for a protein of 413 amino acids.
AUGGUUAAUGCUUGUUACUUGCAGGCUGUUCUGAAACAUGGGGAACCCUCCAAUGAAGAAGCUUCAAAUCCAGAGCCAGGCGGAAGACGCUUGGAUCUUUCAGUUCAAAUACCCCCUAAACCUAUAGGCUUUGGCACUAGUAGGAGUGGAAACGGUUUAAUCCACUCCAAAAAUUCAUGUAAAGGCAGUUCAUCAUCAGGAGGUUUGUUGCGGGGUUUAAGUUUUAAGAAAAAAGGUGUUGUACCUGAUGGUGAGAGGAGCUUUCUCCUCAAGUCAGAUCCUACAACAGCUCCAGAUAGUCCUGUUAUGGCUAGUCUCAGGUCUGCUUGGAAAAGAUGCACGUCUCUUCCUGUUACACCUACAUCAAAUUUGUCACCUUCAGUUUCCACCCCCAUUUCUGCAAGAAUGCCUGGUGAAUCUCAUAAAACACAUAAAGGAGCAGCUCAGGGAGUUGUUUCUAGGUCCCUCUCAGUGCCUGGGCAGAAUAUUGUAAUUGUGCGAUCUUCAUCUUUUGCUGGUCACAAUGAGAAUGACCAGACAACUACAAGCAAUGAUCAAAUAUCUGCUGUUCCCGUAGAAGUUGAUGAUGAAGAAAUUCCUGAAGAGGAAGCUGUAUGUAGGAUCUGUCUUGAUGUAUGUGAAGAAGGAAAUACACUCAAAAUGGAGUGCAGUUGCAAAGGUGCCCUUCGACUGGUACAUGAAGAAUGUGCAGUCAAGUGGUUUAGCACAAAAGGAAAUAAGAACUGUGAUGUAUGUGGGCAAGAGGUUAAGAACUUACCUGUAACUUUGCUUCGAGUGACAAGCGCUGCUCAAAGCUAUAACAGACCAGAACAGAGUAACCAUUCGAGGACACAAUCAAUAAGUGCAUGGCACGACUUUGUAGUGCUUGUCUUAAUUAGCACCAUAUGCUAUUUCUUCUUUCUGGAGCAAUUAUUGAUUCGUGACAUGAAGACACAAGCAGUCAUAAUUGCUGCGCCAUUUGCGUUUACUUUGGGCCUUUUGGCAUCUAUCUUUGCUGUGAUUUUAGCAAUCAGAGAGUAUAUAUGGACAUAUGCUGCUCUUGAAUUUGCACUCAUAGCCGUUUUUGUCCACUUAUUCUAUAGCUUGCUUCAUCUGAAGGCCAUUUAUGCUAUAUUGGUUUCAUCAGUUUUGGGUUUUGGGGUAGCUGUGACCCUCAACUCAUUGUAUAGUCAAUAUUAUGCUUCGCGAGUUCAGGCUGCCCAGAACCCUAGUCCGGUGUGAACAGUUACUACAGAGAGACGAGGUCCACCAUCUAUGAUACUCGUUUGCUGGUGGAUGUAGACAAGAAAUUCCCAUUUCUUCAUGUAGUGCCAACUCACAAAAGUCGACUUUUUUUUCUUUAAAUUUUAGUUUCGUGUUUGUUUAUCAUAACAUGCGCAUACUCAUGGCCAUAAAUAAUAUAAUUAAUUUUUAUAGGAGA